GUUCCAUCCAGCCUGAGGCAGGCACUGAUUUGGUCCAGCGGCCACUCGCUCAGGACUCAGGAUGGCCGCCGCGCACCGCUGCCUCUUCCUGCUCCUCCUGUCCACGUGCGUGGCUCUGUUGCUGCCACCACCCCUGGGUGCCCUGGAGGCCCCUCUGGAGCCAGAGUAUCCGGGGGACAAUGCCAGAGCAGAGCAGAUGGCCCAGUAUGCGGCUGAGCUCCGCAGAUACAUCAACAUGAGGACCAGGCCCAGGUAUGGGAAAAGAAGCAAAGAAGGCACGCUGGACUUCUUGGAGUGUGGGUCUCCCCACUCAGCAGUCCCCAGGGAGAUCGGUACAAUGGACUCAUAACGCCACUUCCUGCUCCUCCAACUCCAGGGCGAGGCCGGCCCAGGUCUCCCGUCUGCACCCUUGGCUCUGGCUGUAGCUUGCUCCCUGCUCCCAUACUGGCUAA
This is a messenger RNA of Odocoileus virginianus texanus, 452 nucleotides long. It is a transcript of the gene PPY, whose product is annotated as pancreatic polypeptide. The record is from RefSeq and is a predicted model, not a curated record. Gene Ontology annotation, biological process: feeding behavior; neuropeptide signaling pathway. Lineage: Eukaryota; Metazoa; Chordata; Mammalia; Artiodactyla; Cervidae. Gene Ontology annotation, molecular function: neuropeptide Y receptor binding; neuropeptide hormone activity. Gene Ontology annotation, cellular component: extracellular region.